Lachancea dasiensis is the source of this 2829-nucleotide messenger RNA. Lineage: Eukaryota; Fungi; Ascomycota; Saccharomycetes; Saccharomycetales; Saccharomycetaceae. The record is from the annotation of a GenBank genome assembly.
AUGGUCGUUUCAUCCGCUGGCCUUCACCAUGAAAUUGACUUUUGCAUACAAGAAAUGGAACGACUGAAGGUGACAGAGCUGAAAUCUGUUUCCAGAGCCAUCGGCUUGUCUUUAAGUGGGAGGAAAGCAGAUCUUCAAGACCGGCUGCGAGCGUACUUAAAGAAUUCAUGCAGGGUAGGCGCAAUAGAUCCCUGGCGUCCCAAAACCAUCCUGCUACUAAUAGAGAAAGCUCGCUUAAACGAAGCUCUCCCGACAUAUGAGGCCAUAUGGCAGGGUCUUAAAUCUGGUUCUUUCCAAAACCACCCCGUUGCAACCGGCCACCAGCCUCCUAGCGCCAUACGAUCUUCCUCCAAGGAUGCCAAGGUGUCAACGGUGACCCAAAGCCCGAAGACUCGCGUAGCGCUUCAAUUUGGCGAAUCGCCAUUUUAUAGAUUGAAACGAUUACUGAAUGGGUCUCCCAAAUUUGCUGCAAGCAACAGUGGAAGAGGGGUUUGUUCGUAUCAUUUUACUCUUACUAAAGAUGAAUCGGCCCUAUUGCAGAAGGGACCGGAAUUCAAACUUUACAUGUUUUGUGGUAUUCUCACCCCAAUGAUCGAAAGCCGAAGUAAUGUUCCCAUUCAAUUUCCACACCCGAAUGACAUUCGUCUUAACAAUGAGGUUGUCAAGGACAAUGUUCGCGGGUUGAAAAAUAAGAUAGGCACGGCGAAACCCGCGGAUCUAACGCCUUAUCUGCGAUCAGGAACCAAGGACAAUCACUUGCAACUGACUUAUGCGUUCACCAAGGACGAUUAUUUGGUGUAUUGCUAUAUCGUUGAAAUCAUUCCGCCGCAUAAUAUUUUGGAAGAAGUUCUGCGCCAUCCGAGAAUAGUGACACAAGCAACAUUACAAUAUCUGAAAGAGUCUUUAAGUGAGGACGAAGAUGACGACCUGGUCACGACAUCUACCGUUAUGACUCUGCAAUGCCCAAUAUCUUAUUGCCGUAUGAGGUAUCCAUCUAAAUCAGUCCACUGCCAGCACCUGCAAUGUUUCGACGCGCUGUGGUUUAUAGAAUCCCAACAGCAGAUUCCGACUUGGCAUUGUCCAGUUUGUCAAAAAACAGUUAAGGUGGAAGAUCUUGCUGUAUGCGAGUUCGUGGAAGACAUCAUAAAAGAGUGCGACGAUGAAAUCGAACAAGUGGAGAUUUCGAAGGAUGGGUCUUGGAAGCCCAUAUUUGAGGAUGAAACUCCUGUCCCAAGAGAAAGUAGUAAAGUGCAGGUAAAGUCCGAGCAUGGCCCUACCUUCCGGAGCUCUGGCAGCGCGUCUAACGAGGAUGAGGAAGCACCAACCCCAGCAGGUCGCAAUAGAUUGCAACAGCCAGAUCCCGUGGUGAUCUCGUUAGACAGCGACGAGGAAAUCGGGGAUCCCAUCGAGCAGCAUGAAUCGGUCCCUCUACAGUCCGCAUCGGAUCAAAACAUAACAGCAAAAGCAACGCACCUAUCGACUGAGGGUCAUCAUAGCUCAGGCCCUAGUAAUUCCUCAAUACCUCGAGACAGCACCUUAGGAAACAUUUACGGAAGCUAUAUGGACAGCGUUCCUGAACCCCAUCGUAGCUUGGACCCUGGGCGGGUAAAUUCUACGCCUUUAUCGGAUCAUAGAGUAAUACCCGCUGCAGAUUCCCCUGGCGGAAAUUCUGCUCCAGGAAGUACAGGGUUCAUUCGCCGACAACACCCAGUGCCAAAUAUUUUAAGCAGAACGCCGUUAAACUCUGGCAGUGAUGGCAGACGAGUGCUCCCCAACGAUGAAGAAGCUCCCACGGAUGCAAAUACAUCACCAAGCCCAGCUAGUAAUACCUUUAUUCCGGCUCUUGGAUUGCGGGAUAACGGUUCCAGAGGAUUGGGCCUCCCACUGCUGGGUAAUUACUCACAUGGGACGAAUGACAUGCCAGUACAAGGUGGUCAUUCUUCUUUGGAUCCCAACUUUCUGGGACCAUAUAGGCCUUCGAACUUUCACGAACACACACUACCACCAUUGCCUUAUGGUUCAGGUGGUACCCAAAACUUGCUGGGACUCGCUGGUGACGGAAAUCAUGUAUUGAUGCAACAACACUCAUCUCACGUCCCCAGCCAUCUUGAAAGUGCUCAUGUCUCAAAAGAUGCCCGUCGCCGAGAUUCUGUUCCCCAACUAUCCAACAAUCUGCUAGUUAGAAGCAAACAAUCUAGUUCCCCUGCAAUAUUAAGCAGGGCACUACCCGUCUCAGAAUUGCCACAGGCAUCUAAUGCAACUUCGGGACCAACACCAGGACCAGCACCAGGACAAGCACCAGGACCAGCACCAGGACAAGCACCAGGACCAGCACCAGGACAAGCACCAGGACAAGCACCAGGACAAGCACCAGGACCAGCACCAGGACAAGCACCAGGACCAGCACCAGGACAAGCACCAGGACCAGCACCAGGACAAGCAUUCGGUUCUGCUCCGGUGGUUCCUUCUAUCACCUCGAAUAGUUCAGAUAACCGACCUCCUCUACCACCAGUUCCCCCUUCCCUCAACAGAACUGCUCCAAUAAGUAGUGCACCAGAUGUUUCCCAUUCCCGACCUAGGCGGCCUAUUGUGUCACCAUUUAUUCCAAAAAAGACAUUUGCUAACGUCCUACCUCAAAAGCGUCAAGUAUCCAGUGAGUCAAUCAAUAAGAGUGCUGGUAAAACUACUGAUAGUCAAGCGAGUCGUGCACUACCUUCUGCACAAACCCCCCUCACAGACGAUUCGCUAACUCCUGUGCCGCCUCCUCCCACUUUGCAUAACUCAGAUUCCAAUGAACUGGAUUUCAUUGAUCUGACCUCAGAUGAAUAA